GCCACUCCCGCUCUCUCAGCGCCGCCGUCGCCACCGCCACCGCCACCGCCACUACCACCGUCUGAGUCUGCAGUCCCGAGAUCCCAGCCAUCAUGUCCAUAGAGAAGAUCUGGGCCCGGGAGAUCCUGGACUCCCGCGGGAACCCCACAGUGGAGGUGGAUCUCUAUACUGCCAAAGGUCUUUUCCGGGCUGCAGUGCCCAGUGGAGCCUCUACGGGCAUCUAUGAGGCCCUGGAGCUGAGGGAUGGAGACAAACAGCGUUACUUAGGCAAAGGUGUCCUGAAGGCAGUGGACCACAUCAACUCCACCAUCGCGCCAGCCCUCAUCAGCUCAGGUCUCUCUGUGGUGGAGCAAGAGAAACUGGACAACCUGAUGCUGGAGUUGGAUGGGACUGAGAACAAAUCCAAGUUUGGGGCCAAUGCCAUCCUGGGUGUGUCUCUGGCCGUGUGUAAGGCAGGGGCAGCUGAGCGGGAACUGCCCCUGUAUCGCCACAUUGCUCAGCUGGCCGGGAACUCAGACCUCAUCCUGCCUGUGCCGGCCUUCAACGUGAUCAAUGGUGGCUCUCAUGCUGGCAACAAGCUGGCCAUGCAGGAGUUCAUGAUCCUCCCAGUGGGAGCUGAGAGCUUUCGGGAUGCCAUGCGACUAGGUGCAGAGGUCUACCAUACACUCAAGGGAGUCAUCAAGGACAAAUACGGCAAGGAUGCCACCAAUGUGGGGGAUGAAGGUGGCUUUGCCCCCAAUAUCCUGGAGAACAGUGAAGCCUUGGAGCUGGUGAAGGAAGCCAUCGACAAGGCUGGCUACACGGAAAAGAUCGUUAUUGGCAUGGAUGUUGCUGCCUCAGAGUUUUAUCGUGAUGGCAAAUAUGACUUGGACUUCAAGUCUCCCACUGAUCCUUCCCGAUACAUCACUGGGGACCAGCUGGGGGCACUCUACCAGGACUUUGUCAGGGACUAUCCUGUGGUCUCCAUUGAGGACCCAUUUGACCAGGAUGAUUGGGCUGCCUGGUCCAAGUUCACAGCCAAUGUAGGGAUCCAGAUUGUGGGUGAUGACCUGACAGUGACCAACCCAAAACGUAUUGAGCGGGCAGUGGAAGAAAAGGCCUGCAACUGUCUGCUGCUCAAGGUCAACCAGAUCGGCUCGGUCACUGAAGCCAUCCAAGCGUGCAAGCUGGCCCAGGAGAAUGGCUGGGGGGUCAUGGUGAGUCAUCGCUCAGGAGAGACUGAGGACACAUUCAUUGCUGACCUGGUGGUGGGGCUGUGCACAGGCCAGAUCAAGACUGGUGCCCCGUGCCGUUCUGAACGUCUGGCUAAAUACAACCAGCUCAUGAGAAUUGAGGAAGAGCUGGGGGAUGAAGCUCGCUUUGCCGGACAUAACUUCCGUAAUCCCAGUGUGCUGUGAUUCCUCUGCUUGCCUGGAGACGUGGAACCUCUGUCUCAUCCUCCUGGAACCUUGCUGUCCUGAUCUGUGAUAGUUCACCCCCUGAGAUCCCCUGAGCCCCAGGGUGCCCAGAACUUCCCUGAUUGACCUGCUCCGCUGCUCCUUGGCUUACCUGACCUCUUGCUGUCUCUGCUCGCCCUCCUUUCUGUGCCCUACUCAUUGGGGUUCCGCACUUUCCACUUCUUCCUUUCUCUUUCUCUCUUCCCUCAGAAACUAGAAAUGUGAAUGAGGAUUAUUAUAAAAGGGGGUCCGUGGAAGAAUGAUCAGCAUCUGUGAUGGGAGCGUCAGGGUUGGUGUGCUGAGGUGUUAGAGAGGGACCAUGUGUCACUUGUGCUUUGCUCUUGUCCCACGUGUCUUCCACUUUGCAUAUGAGCCGUGAACUGUGCAUAGUGCUGGGAUGGAGGGGAGUGUUGGGCAUGUGAUCACGCCUGGCUAAUAAGGCUUUAGUGUAUUUAUUUAUUUAUUUAUUUUAUUUGUUUUUCAUUCAUCCCAUUAAUCAUUUCCCCAUAACUCAAUGGCCUAAAACUGGCCUGACUUGGGGGAACGAUGUGUCUGUAUUUCAUGUGGCUGUAGAUCCCAAGAUGACUGGGGUGGGAGGUCUUGCUAGAAUGGGAAGGGUCAUAGAAAGGGCCUUGACAUCAGUUCCUUUGUGUGUACUCACUGAAGCCUGCGUUGGUCCAGAGCGGAGGCUGUGUGCCUGGGGGAGUUUUCCUCUAUACAUCUCUCCCCAACCCUAGGUUCCCUGUUCUUCCUCCAGCUGCACCAGAGCAACCUCUCACUCCCCAUGCCACGUUCCACAGUUGCCACCACCUCUGUGGCAUUGAAAUGAGCACCUCCAUUAAAGUCUGAAUCAGUGCA
Messenger RNA from Homo sapiens (human), 2294 nucleotides. It is a transcript of the gene ENO2, whose product is annotated as enolase 2. Gene Ontology annotation, biological process: response to xenobiotic stimulus; glycolytic process; gluconeogenesis. The record is from RefSeq and is marked reviewed. Bases 93 to 1397 code for a protein of 434 amino acids. NCBI's taxonomy places the organism in Eukaryota, Metazoa, Chordata, Mammalia, Primates, Hominidae. Gene Ontology annotation, cellular component: plasma membrane; cytoplasm; cell surface. Gene Ontology annotation, molecular function: magnesium ion binding; enzyme binding; identical protein binding. The transcript is spliced from 12 exons.